AAAUGUUUUGCUAUUGUUUGGCGCUAUUUGUGAUAUAAAGUGAUGUAAUGUUUGCAUCAAUUGAUCCCAAGAUUAACAUCUGAUGGCAUCCAAGUUGUCCUAUCGUUUCAUUGUUUUGGAUCAGUUAAGAGAUGAUCAAAAAUAUGAAUUACGUCUUAAAUUAAGACCCGUCUCUAAAUGUGAACAAUCGGCUAAUGAAGACGUGAAUUGUCUUUUAACUGGAAUUUGGUUUUCAUGUGAUGUCGAAGUCAACGAAAUAAUCCAUGUCUUGGAUACCAAAUAUGAUAACAAUACUUGCACUAUGAUUGUCGACAAUACCAAUGGAUUUGUUGUCAAAAAUCCCGAUUUAUUGAUAUCAAGUACGACAUUAAUGUCCGCCAAAUAUUGUGUCCGCAAAGCAUGGCUUUCGGCGAAGUUUGUCGGCUGGACUCACGCCAACCGAUCAAUGAUAAUCGGAGUUAUGGUUCACCAAUUGUUUCAGGAGUCGUGUCAACAAAGACUACGAACUGUUGAUGAAAUUCGUGCUCUUUUUAUGUCAAUUGUUGACAAUUUUAUUACCGAUUUAUAUGCCAUUGUUAUGACAAAAGACGAAGCCAUUCAAGAAGUAACACCAUAUUUGACAUCAAUUGUUCAAUGGAUUGAUAAAUAUAUGUAUAACAUGUCUGUCGUUGAAGAUAUGAAUUAUUCAAAUAAAAAUGAAAAGAAAAUUCAAAUUAUGAAAGUUUUAGACAUUGAAGACAGCGUUUGGAGCACUAAAUUAGGUCUCAAAGGUAUUGUUGACUUAACAGUGAAAGUAGCGGUUAAUGACAAUAAUAUUCAGACAUCAUUUACGAUGCCUUUGGAACUGAAGACAGGAAAGCCUUCUUUUUCUGACGAACACAUCGGACAGAUUGGUCUCUAUUCGGUAAUGUUAGACGAGAGGGACAAAACUCAUUCAAAUGAAGGAUUGCUUCUUUACCUCAAAGAUAAGCCACAAAUGCGUCAAAUUAUUACAAAAAGAGUCGUUAAGAGAGACUUAUUUCAGAUGCGAAACAAUUUAGUGAAACACUUGACAAAUGUAGAGUCAGGUCCCGAACCUUUGAACUCAUAUCGUAUUUGCAGUAAAUGUGAUCAUUUAAUGGACUGUUGCCUUACUUUACAAACUCUUGAAUCGCAUCAUUUGUCACAUUCAACUUCAAUGUCUGAACAGCUCAUUCCUCAAAUCAUUUCUCAUUUAUCAGCACUUGAUUUAGAAUUUUUUAAGAAAUGGAUGACAUUAUUAAAUAUGGAGCUCAAAGAAGUGAUAGAUCGGGACAGCGAUUCUAAGGUUGGAUUUUGGACUGAAUUGUCGACCGAUAGAGAAGCCAAAGGUUUAGGUUUUGGGAAACUUAAGAUUUUAAGACAAACAAACGAUUCGAUUGUUUUUGUGAGAUGUGAUAAGUAUUUGGAUGAUUGCAAUGAUUUUAAUUUAACCGAUAAUGUUAUGCGGCGUUGGGAACGAGUGGCCAUUAGUAUAGACGAUAUCAAUAUAAAAGUACCGGAAAUGUAUCGAAUAAACAAAAUCGCUCUUUUAAUAGGUUUUAUUAAACGAGUCGAUAGACAUGAAAUUGAAGUCAUUUCAGAUAAAAGUGGAAAUUUAUUGUCUAAUAGAUUGUAUCGAAUCGAUCACAUUUCAAACACUGGACUUAUUUCACAUAAUUUUACUAAUAUAUUGCGUUUAAUGGACUCGGAUGACGAUCAGUCAAAGAAGUUGCGCCAAAUAGUGAUCCAUAAAAAAUCUGUUACUUUUGUACAGAAAUUCAAGAAACAAAUUAUUACAAAAGGAAAACAUAUUCUGAAAGUUCUCAAUCGUAACCAACAACGAGCUAUUUUGAGCGCACUGUCCACUGAUUCCUAUAUAUUAAUUCAAGGAAUGCCCGGCGCCGGCAAAACUCAAACAAUAGUUGCUUUGAUAAGAUUAUUGGUAGCUUUGGAACAGUCAGUCAUCAUAACAAGUUAUACACACUCUGCAGUCGACAAUAUAUUAUUAAAACUUAAAGAAUAUAAGAUAGACUUUCUUCGCAUUGGAUCCGAAAAGCGUGUUAACCCGGAAUUACUUUCUUAUACGAAUGCGUCGAAAACAUCAAGUUUUAAAACUCUUGAACAAUUGUUAUCGUUUUACUCGAGUACUCAAGUGGUGGCCACAACUUGUUAUGGUGUGUCCAGUCAUCCAUUAUUUAAACGAAAAGUUUUUGAUUAUUGUAUUGUUGACGAAGCCUCACAAGUGCUUUUGCCCGCAUGUUUGGGUCCAUUGUUUUAUUGCAAUCGUUUUUUAUUAGUGGGUGAUAGCAGACAAUUACCACCCGUUGUUCAAAACGAAAAGGCAAAACAAUUGGGUUUAGACCAGAGUUUGUUUGUUUUGUUGCAAAACGAGACCAACACUAGGGAUCUGACAAUUCAGUACAGAAUGAACUCAGAAAUAAUGCGAUUAAGCAAUGAAUUGACUUAUAAUGGAGUUCUUAUGUGUGCAACACUUGAUGUCUGUAAUCAAACACUUGUAUCGUCAGAUUUAACAUAUUUAGUACAAAACAAUUGGAUAACAAAAGUCAUUCAAAACGAUUUGUCAAAUUCGGUUAUUUUCAUUGAAACCGAUUUAAUAUCUGCUCCUGAAAUACGAGACCAAAAAGGAAAAGUUUUCAAUGAGAUUGAGUCGAAAAUCAUUAAAAUUAUUGUUAAGAAUUUGCUUAAAUAUUUUGUGAUAACUACUCAACAAAUUGGUGUAAUCAGUCCCUAUCAAAAACAAGUUGGCUUUUUAAGAGAUACCAUCACUUUAGAUGGUCUUGAAGUUAAUACUGUGGAUCAAUUUCAGGGUCGAGACAAAGAUGUCAUUAUAUAUUCAUGUGUUAAAAGCAAUACUAAUGAAAGUGUAGGAAAUAAUGAGAUACUUAAUGAUGAGAGACGUCUUAAUGUAGCCAUAACUCGAGCGAAAAAAAAGUUGGUUAUCAUUGGAAACAAAUCAACACUUAAUAAAUACAAACCAUUCCACAAGUUGUUCAAUAUUUUAAGGAAUGACCAGAUUUUAUCACUAAAUUCAUCAGAUCUACUAUAA
This is a messenger RNA of Oppia nitens, 3067 nucleotides long. RefSeq names its product DNA replication ATP-dependent helicase/nuclease DNA2-like (gene Dna2). The record is from RefSeq and is a predicted model, not a curated record. Gene Ontology annotation, molecular function: single-stranded DNA helicase activity; 5'-flap endonuclease activity. Gene Ontology annotation, biological process: replication fork reversal. The transcript has a single exon. The coding region runs from base 83 to 3067 and encodes 994 amino acids. Gene Ontology annotation, cellular component: cytoplasm. NCBI's taxonomy places the organism in Eukaryota, Metazoa, Arthropoda, Arachnida, Sarcoptiformes, Oppiidae.